Molecule: messenger RNA, 2702 nt
Organism: Stylophora pistillata
Lineage: Eukaryota; Metazoa; Cnidaria; Anthozoa; Scleractinia; Pocilloporidae
Molecular function (GO): zinc ion binding; oxidoreductase activity
Source: RefSeq, a predicted model, not a curated record
CACCCUUUUUACUGUUUUAUCAAUAUAAUUUAUCUAAUUGGUUUGGGAAGCCUCUUUUUUACAGGAUGUUUGCAGUGGACAUUAGAGCACUCUCCAGGAUUCUCUGGUUAAAUUUUGAUUGCGUGGAGUAUUUUUACCCGGGAGUGGAAGAGAUUUCUCCAAAUACUUGCUACUACAAUUUGUGGUUAGAACCCUAUUUUACUUGUAACCUAUGCAGGGUUUUCUCUAAUUUGUCAUUUUUUCUUGAUAAACAGAAAAUACUUAUACGGUAGAAACAGAUUUUUCAUUCUCUUCUGAAGAAAGACAAUUCCUGUCACUUUUAUUCACAGAUAAAACCACCUCCUAGGGACCUUCUAUGGCAAAUUAUGGACAAAAUGAUCCCUCCCCACCCUACUUAAUAAAUUAUUGAACUUCAUACCCUCCCUCCUGGUUGAGCUCGCCCCAGUCUUUUACCCCUAACCGAACGGAAUCACGUUUUGAAGGGAAUCGGCUUUGAAUGAUACUUUCGUUGUGUUAGUUCAGUAUUGAUUUUCUUUUCUUCCUUAACCGGAAAAAUUAUGAAUAAUGCAGUACAGUUAUGGGAUGGACAUUUAUCUGUGAUUACCAGGCCUGUACCUCAUGUUCAAAACCCGCUCCAAGUAGUGAUAAAAAUAACUUAUUCGGCGGUAUGCGGGACCGAUCUUAAGAUUCUAGAAGGAAAGUUUCCUUGUGAGAAGUCCAUUAUUUUAGGUCACGAAUUUGUCGGGAUUGUAAAGGAAGCAGGGAGUGAGGUGAAGCAUAUAUCCGUCGGCGAUCGUGUUGUUGUCAACCCAAACACUAGCUGUGGAAUGUGUGACAAUUGUGCCAAAGGGCGGCCAAAUUUCUGCAAAUUUGAAGGGGUUAAAGCCACCAUUGGAAUCAGGCGAAAUGGGGGUUGGGCACAGUACUGCCGUCUGCCAGCCAAGAAUGCUGUUUCCUUGCCUCAUCAGUUAUCAUUUGAACUUGGUUUGCUACUAGAACCAAUGUCUUGCGUUGUUCAUGGCUGGAAUCUUUUACAACCAAUCACUCCAGAUGCAGAAAUACUAGUUUGUGGAGCUGGAAGUAUGGGGUUAUUGUUUAUGUGUAUGCUACAUUUUAGAGGCUUCAGAGAAGUUGUUGUUACAGAGCUCUUGAAGGGACGACAAAAGAUUGCACAGAGACUUGACUUUGGUUUUCAAAUAGUUCAUCCUGAGAUUUUAAUUUCUGAAGCUAGGAAUGCAAAGCAGGACGGUGACGAAGAUUGGGGGUUUGAUAUUGUCAUUGACUGCACUGGGGAUCCUAAGACUUUGGAACAAGGAGUUCAAUGGUUGCGUCAAGGCGGGAAGUUUCUUCUUUUUGGAAUCUCUCCUGCUGGAUCCGAAGUUAAGCUUGAUCCUCACGAGGUGUAUGCUAAGGAACUGAAAAUUAUAGCAUCCAGAAUAAAUCCUUUUACCUUUAAUUCUACCAUGCAAAUACUACAGGACAUGGGAGAGCGAUAUUUGAGUUUUGAAAAGCUAGGGAUGCGCACUUUUCAACUUCAGGAAUUUACAGCAGCCCUUGAAGUCCAACGCAGUGGGGAAAUUUCAAAAGCAGUUUUUGAAAAUUGAUUAAUUUGUAAGUUUGAUUUAGCAUAAGUCAAGGUCACAGAAUCCUAAAAUAUAAAUUUGUCAGGCCUGGGUAGUCAGUUGGUUUGAAUCUGGGCCAUAGAAAGUUAUUGAAAAUAUCUGAAAAUUAUAUUUUUAGAUCACACCAAAGAUGGGAUUCUGUGGGUAUAGCACAUUGGGGAAAAGUUGAGAAACAGAUAGGAAUAACCCACAAUAAUCCAGUUCACAAUGUGACAGUGAGGUUGAGGGUUGGGGUUACCAUAGCUACAGAACUGCAAGAGCCAUUAUACACUUUAUCAGAGACGAGGGGAAUGUUACAUUUACAGGAAUAAUUAUUAUGAAAAUAAUAAUAACUGAGGUCAACUUUACAGUUUUGACCACGACUCACUUUUUUCGUACAAUACUACAUUUCAUUUGUAAUUGAGCUCAUGAUCUAUGAAAAGCAAGAUGGAAGGAACAACGAGCAUGUGUUGAAGAAUCAACCACAAAUAAAAAAUGUUCAUGUGCAAUAUUUUGGGUGACAAGAAGACUUCUACCAUUGUCCUGUCCUGUUCAUUUGCUUAAAAUGUAGUUAUGAAUCGUUGUUCGUUGUCAAAUAAAGGGAGGCAUUGAAAGGAGUGCUGCAUAAUUUAUGAUUCACUUCAAGAUUCUCUUGUUAAACAGCACAAGUACAGAUGUUGCAUCAAAAGUCACUUUCCCACACUCCUUCUAGUUUAAUUCAACCUUGAAGUGUCACGCAAAACAUUGCAGAUGAGAAAAAAAAAAAUAGUGAAAAUGGUGAAAAUUAAUUGGUGAAACAUAAACAACCAAGUAUACACAUAGUUCAUGUAUUUCAUUUUUUCAUCUUUCUGAAAAGAUCCUUGUUUUUAAAGAGACUGUAACACAUCCUUGGAUCAAAAAUAGGAAGUUAUUAUAACAGCGUACAUUGUAAAAAAUUCAUUUGUACUAUUCGGCUUUGCAUGUACAAAAUAAAUGUUUGCAGUUUCUGAUGUGUGAAUUUGCAUGUAUCAAAAAUAUACUCCAAUACGAAAAAAAAACAUUUGCAAAUGUGCAUUUAUCAAAAAUAUACUCCAAUUAAAAGAAUAUUUGUCAGGAGUUUUU